ACUUUGCAGCCUUUUUUCUGUUGUGGCAUAAGAGUUGAGGAAGAAAUUUCUUAUAGUCUAACUAAAGCUCUGUUAGAAAUUGUUCUCACGUAGGUCAAUGGGACUCCGUCUGGGUUAAGAGGCAGAUAUUAAGGCAGAUACUGAAUGUGAAUGCAGGUAUUCAGUGUGUAUUGUCACUGCUGGCAGAACACCCCAAAGCCAGCGCAAAUGUCUAAUGAGCAAUGUGAAGUAGGAGUGGAGAUUGCUGCUACUUUUUCCUCAGCAGGAGAUGAUAAGGGAAGAAAAGAACGUCAUAUGAAGAGCAAAAAGCUCAGCUUUUUUUACACAGGAAAAAUCCUGGCUAAAUAGCUUUCCUCCUGCCACGCAACUCUUUGAAGAAAGGAAAAGCACUGAUAAAACUCUUCAGUUCUCGGUUAUCUGCAUGGAAUCUGUGUUUUCAAUGAAAGGGCUAAGAACGUUUCUAAGAAUGAAAGCGCUCUGCCUGGUUUUUGUAUGGAAUGUCUGAACUUUGGGUGUUACUUUAAUAAAAAUAAUUCCUGGUCUUUUUAUGGAAUAUCUAAACUCUGGGCGUUACUUUAAGAAAAAUACUUCCAAGCUCCAAGAUUAACAGAAUUGCUAAAAGGAGUUGGUUCUCAAUGAGAAAAACAAUAAACUGAAUUUGGAAUUUCUGAACCAAGCCCUCAAAGGCAACUUGUGGCAAAAUUCCAAAAGAAAAAAAUGUCAUUUUUAUAAAAUGGCUGUAUGGCUUCUUUUUCAGUUGUAGCUAGAAACUGCUUUGAAAAGUGAUUCUCCCUUUGCAGAGGCCUAUAAAUAAAAUGUUUAGAACAAAUGGGUUUAAUUUUAGUAUAACAUUGAAAUGAAUUAAAAAUGUUAAAAGGGGCUACUCUAAUUAGGGAUUUGUUGAAACUGGAGUCAGAGAAAAUAACCCAUAUUUGCACAUAUGAAUAAAAACUUAAAUCCUGAAUCUGCACAGGAGUAGUUCCCUUAAGCUUCUGCCGGGCUGCCACACUUGCACGUUUAACUGGUGUUAGACACCUUUGAUGUGUAAAAGGCACGUGCGGCUCUAUAGCUUACUGCUGAUGAAGGCUGCAGUUCGGACAAGGUUCUACAAACAUUUUCCAUUUUUGUAAUAGAAUAGAAAGAGUAUUUUAAAAGGACUCGGCCAGCAGGAGGGCUGUAUUACCUACCAAAAUAUCAUCUGGAUCAUCCUGAAAACAUAGCUUGUAAUAUUCUUUUGACUGACAGCAUAGGGUGUGAAGUAUAAAUUCCUGAACAGGAAAGAUGUAUGUUGGUUGUGCAAUGGGAGAAUCCAUGUGAUCUUGUUAUUUAUGGCACUUUUCUCAGAUGUCUUUCUGUGAAUAGAACAGCUGCUAUGAACUUUACUGAGCAUAGAGUAUAUUUGAACUACUUUAUUUUACUGUUGCUCAGAUAGUGGCGUAUGCUCUGCUGAGCAAUAUUAUUUCUAACUUAUGUGACACCGAUUGUAAAAACAGAGCAGAACUUGGAGAACCUUUUUACUGAUUGAUGAAAAGCUCAAAGGAAAAAAAAAAAGUGAGGAUAUUAUCCAUAGCUUUGAUCGGUGGACUUUAGGGAGUGAUACUUUAAGGCAUCUAACUUCUUUAUACAGCAUCAGAAAAGAAGGAGUGGACUGACAGAAGAGAAAAACAUUCUUUUGAGAUGAAAGGUUGGAAGGGGAGAGGCAAUCUUAGGCUUUCUACAUUUUAUUUCAUUUCUUCACGACCAUGUUGUUAAAUAGCAACAACUAUUGUUUAUAGAAACUCUCCCUCACUUCACUGAUGAACUGUGGCUUAGGCGUUUAGUACGUGGCCGUGCCAUUGCUGAAUAGGUCCAACUCUACAGUCAGAUAAGACUUGGAAUAAUUGUUCUUAGCUCUAAUAAAUAACUGUGCUCAUGUGAUCUGCAAUUGGCCAGCGGAUUUUUUCUUAGGCAAAGUAUGUACUGCUUGUAUUGCACACUUAUUUAAAGCUAUUUUUAGCACAAUAGAUUGAGAAUUUUAGCAGCCAAAAAUACCUUUAUUGAGUCCAUUAAAAUAUUUCCUCACCCUGACUGUGUUUUUGUGUGCAACAAUCGGAAAACAUCGCAUCUUUUUCACUUUGAAUUCAGUAAUGAGCCAAAAGCAGUGAAAGCAUUGCACUUCAGGCUUUUAAGAUUAUUUUUGCUGUUGCUGAUGGGAGAAUUGUUCUCUGUUAUUACUGUCUUCUCUUUCAACCUCAGCAAAUGCCAAAUGCAAACCACUCGAUGGCUGAUCAGAGGUUCUUGAAAUAUUGGUAUGGCAGUACUCUAAAACUUGUGGCUUGGGCCACUGUUUGAGUUGGUUGCCCAAGAGCAUUGUAGAAGUACUGGGUUCAUUACUGAUUGUUGGCUGGAUUUUUAUCUGUCUUCCUUACAGAUGUGAGAAAGAAGAAUGGGAAAGUAUUUACGGCCUUUAUAAAGAAUUGAGAUCACUGCUCUGGCAAAGAAUUCUUAAUACUGCUAUGUAACUAUUAAACAGCAUGGGGAGGUCAUUGAGAAAGCGACCUGCAGCCCACGGGAACACUAGCCAAGAGCAAAAUGAGAUCAGUUUUGCUCAGCUGGACACCGUUCUUUAUUCAGGCAUGGAGAUGGGAGGGGAACUCUUUGCUCAGAGGGAGAAGCCCUGUGUGACCUUGAAAAGCCCAGCAUGGACAGGACACCACAGUUGUACCAGUUUGGGAGCAAAAUAUGGAAUGUGUUUCACUGCUGACCGAACGCAGCCAAAUGAACAGUAUUUAUAGUAGUUUGAAAAUCAGCAGUUAGCAGUUUCUUCACAUUCUAACACUACCCAGCACUUUCCAGAGAGAACUCAUUGUUUACAAGAAAUCUGCUUUCCAAAUCCGUUACGGUGCCCUCCAGCCUUGACUAUUAACUAUUUGCAAAGAGGAAACUCUUAACCUACGCUUUGGGGAAAGAUGGCAAUGGAUGAGUACCUGUGGAUGGUCAUUGUGGGUUUUAUCAUUGCUUUUAUUUUAGCAUUUUCAGUUGGUGCAAAUGACGUUGCCAAUUCGUUUGGGACUGCUGUGGGCUCUGGUGUUGUUACUUUACGCCAAGCUUGCAUUUUGGCUUCAGUUUUUGAAACCACUGGCUCAGUAUUACUGGGAGCAAAAGUAGGAGAAACGAUCCGUAAAGGUAUAAUUGAUGUUAACCUUUACAACAACACCGUGCCACUACUGAUGGCAGGAGAAGUUAGUGCAAUGGUUGGUUCUGCUGUUUGGCAGCUGAUUGCGUCUUUCUUGAAGCUCCCAAUAUCAGGAACCCAUUGCAUCGUAGGUGCUACAAUUGGAUUCUCCCUGGUUGCGAUCGGCACGCAGGGAGUUCAGUGGAUGCAGCUGGUCAAGAUUGUUGCCUCCUGGUUUAUUUCCCCACUUUUAUCUGGCUUGAUGUCUGGAAUACUCUUUGUGCUGAUUAGAUUCUUCAUUUUAAACAAGGAAGACCCCGUGCCCAACGGUCUCCGUGCACUUCCAGUGUUCUAUGCUGCUACUAUAGCUAUUAACGUGUUCUCCAUCAUGUACACUGGGGCGCCAGUACUAGGACUGGUACUGCCAAUGUGGGCCAUUGCUCUAGUAUCAGUCGGCGUAUCCUUAAUAUUUGCUGUCUUGGUUUGGAUUUUUGUAUGUCCAUGGAUGAAGAGAAAAAUAGAAAGCCGGUUAAAGAAAGAUGCUGCACUGUCAAGGAUAUCAGAUGAAAGUCUUGAUAAAAUUCAAGAAGAAGAAACACCGGUCUUUAAAGAGCUUCCUGGUGCCAAAGCAACUGAUGAGAGCACAAUUCCCCUCACUGGCUCAGUAACAGAAGCUGCUGGGGCAUCAGAUAGUAUCGCAAAUGGAAACCAUCCACGUGUACCAUAUGGAAGGGCCUUUUCUAUGACACACACCUCUGUGAAAUCACCCAUUUCCAAUGGCACCUUCAACUUUGAUGGCCAGAUGAGGAGUGACGGCCAUGUGUAUCACACUGUGCACAAGGACUCAGGUUUAUACAAAGACUUGCUACACAAAAUACACCUGGACAGGGCCACCGAUGAGAGGCCUGCACAAGAAAACAACUAUAAACUGUUACGCCGCAACAACAGUUAUACUUGUUACACAGCUGCCAUUUGUGGCAUGCCUGUGCAUUCUUCCUUUAAGGCAGCUGAUACGUCAACACCAGAGGACAGUGAAAAGUUAGUGGGAGACACGGUCUCCUAUUCUAAGAAAAGAGUUCGCUACGACAGCUACUCUAGCUAUUGCAAUGCAGUAGCGGAAGCGGAGAUUGAGGCGGAGGAGGGGGGAGUGGAAAUGAAGUUGGCCUCAGAGCUGGCAGAUCCUAACCGGCCCCCGGAUGAGCCUGUGGAAGAGGAUAAGGAAGAGAAUGACACGUCUCAGGUUCAUCUACUUUUCCACUUCCUCCAGAUCUUAACAGCGUGUUUCGGAUCCUUUGCCCAUGGAGGUAAUGAUGUCAGCAAUGCAAUUGGUCCUCUAGUCGCUCUCUGGCUUAUCUAUGACCAAGGUGGUGUAAUGCAAGAAGCAUCGACUCCCGUCUGGCUGCUGUUUUACGGAGGUGUUGGGAUUUGCGUGGGUCUCUGGGUCUGGGGUAGAAGAGUCAUCCAGACAAUGGGUAAAGACCUCACGCCAAUCACACCAUCAAGUGGAUUCACUAUUGAGUUGGCUUCGGCGUUCACAGUUGUGGUAGCUUCCAAUGUUGGACUUCCAGUCAGUACUACACACUGCAAGGUGGGCUCCGUGGUGGCUGUUGGCUGGAUACGUUCCAAGAAAGCUGUUGACUGGCGUCUCUUCCGCAACAUCUUCCUGGCCUGGUUCGUGACUGUCCCAGUUGCUGGCUUGUUCAGUGCGGGAGUGAUGGCGCUGCUGAUGUACGGUAUUCUGCCUUAUGUCUGAAGAGCCUCUUUCUCCAGGAAAAGGGGAAACAGCCAAGCUACUAUGAGGGGAGAAGCGUUCCUGGGAAAGAACCAGUUGGAAAGGAUUCAUCUUCCAUAUCUAACUUCUUAUCUACUGUACAUAACAAUGUGUCAUAUUGGUGACAUGGUGAUGUGGUGCCAUUUCUUAUAUAUUAAAGAAAUAUAUAUGCAUAUAGUAGGUAACAAUACCUAAGUUAUAUUAUCAGUGGGGUGAAAAUAAUUGCCUAGAAUUUAAUAUUUAGUAAAAUUUGUACAUAGUGUAUCAUUUUGGUGGCAAUUUUUUAAUCUUUUGAAGAAGAGUAUGGAUUAGGAAAUGUUUCUUGUCCAUUUGAUAUAAGAAGAAGCGAGGUACAGGACUGCAUAACACAUGAAUUUUUUUAAAGCUAUUAAGAUACUGGAACAAACUAAAAUGUGCAGAAGUGCUUUUCAUAAAAUAACUUUGUUCAUAUCAUAUUGAACUUUGUGUAUCAUAGUGUAAUGGUUAUGGCUUUGUAAAUACUUACAAACAGUAACUUUUAAAUGGUGCAUUUCCCUUAUAUAUUUUGGAUAAGAAAGUUUAGGAAGUACCAAAGAAGCAGGGGAAUAGCUUGUCAAUAUUAUGUUGUUGUCUACACGUGUGGGCGUGUGUUGUGUUUCCCCACCUCUAAUUUAAAGUUGUUUUUGCUAAACUACCACCAGCAAAGCUGGGAGAGUACUGUUCAUGUCUUAAUGUAACUAAAAAAAACCACACACACAAAAAAAGAGUUAGUUCUACUUGUUCUUGUUACCUAGUAGGCAUAACACUACUGUCCACAUUUGACUAUAGUAUACUGGCUUGAUUUUGUGGUUUGAAGUCUCUCACUACUCACCUUCUACCUUCCCCUUACAAGGCUUUGCUUCUAGUUGUCCUACUAUCGGUUUCAGUGUAAGAACAGACUGUCAGUUUCCUCUUUUUUUAUCCAGCAUGUCACAACCACACAAUCUCAGGUAAAUGAGUGGGAUUGUAGGGUCUAUGUCAUAGCCAUGUGCAAAUGCUGAGGAAUAACAGCAGGUAGAAAGUAGGCGCUAGUUUUGUGUGAAUGACGGUAUUGGUGUGGAAAGGUGAGCUGAACGCUGCGUGAACUUCAGUUACAGCGAGGAUGCAAAUAAAUGCCUGAAGCUCGGACCGGGUCCCCCAGGCAAGUCCCAUCCUACCCCCUGACCAUGCAGCCCUGCGCGCUGCUGUCCACCAUCACUAGGGGAUGAGAUUCUGGCCCUGUAUGAAUGGGGAUUGCAUGGUAACCAGCAUUUAGGAUGAGAUUUUCCCAGCAGCUAGGGCGACCCGUAUGGGAAAUGGCCAGCUACAUCCCCUGCACAGCUUUGGAAAGCACAUUUAGGUUAAGGUUACUGUUUCUUGGGGAGGAGGCAAGGGCAAAGGGGUGGCCAAAUGAGGUUGGGAAUCUAUUACUGUUUAAAUGCUGCUAAAAUUUUGAUAAACGUUCUUGGUACUCCAUUGUGACUUUUCCAUUGGUCAUUCGUACUAAAUUUAUAAUAAAAGGAUAAACAGCCCCUA
Molecule: messenger RNA, 6458 nt
Organism: Dromaius novaehollandiae (emu)
Lineage: Eukaryota; Metazoa; Chordata; Aves; Casuariiformes; Dromaiidae
Gene: SLC20A2
Product: solute carrier family 20 member 2
Exons: 12
Coding region: 2949-4907 (652 amino acids)
Biological process (GO): phosphate ion transmembrane transport
Cellular component (GO): membrane
Molecular function (GO): phosphate transmembrane transporter activity
Source: RefSeq, a predicted model, not a curated record